Molecule: messenger RNA, 805 nt
Organism: Symbiodinium pilosum
Lineage: Eukaryota; Dinophyceae; Suessiales; Symbiodiniaceae
Source: the annotation of a GenBank genome assembly
AUGAGUUGGGCGCAGCAGCGGGAACGGAUUCGCCGCGCCGGGGGUCAGGCCAAGGACCUCGGGGCUGGGCUCUCAGAUUCUGCCCCUCGCCGCGCCGGGCGGGCAGUCGGCGCAGCUCACGCGCCCCAACGGCGCCCUGACGCGCGCCGGCAGCUCUACUACCAGCUUGCGGGCCGGAGGCCGCCGAGCCGCCAGUUCGACGAGGCGCAGCCCCUGAUCCGCGAGGCCCAGGUGGCCCGCAACGUGCGGCAGGCGGUGCUGGGCAACCCGGCCGAGGACGACGCGAUCAUGGAGCUGUCCGAGGAGGUCUACUUUUUGGACGGCUCCAGGGAGUGGACGCUGAGUUCGCAGACCACGCAGCGCCUCGACGACCGCACAGUCGUGGAGACGAGCCUGCGGCAGCCCCUGACCGCGCUGGCGCAGCGCGAGGUCUCCUACCAGCUCUUCAAGGGCGACGAGGAGGUGCUCUCCGACUUCGACGCCAUCUGCGACCGCGGCUGGCAGGAGCGGGGCAUCACGCCCGAGGAGAUCCGCUGGCGGGGUGCGGCGGAGAAGGAGGCCCGCGCGGUGGCCUUCACGGCCUGGCAAGGCCAUGCGUUCUUCUAUAAGAACGCCCGCAGCGUCUACCAGUGCGACGACGCGGAGGGCCUGAGGCCCCGCUUCCGCUCGGAGCGCCGCGAGUCGGGGCUGCCGGAGUUCGCGCAGUGGCAGGAAUGGGACGGGGACCUGCGGGCGGCGCGGGGCGCGCUGAUGGCCGCGGAGCAAGGUGGCCAUGCGCAGCCUCUGCGAGUGGCGCAGCCGGGCG